Messenger RNA from Histoplasma capsulatum G186AR, 935 nucleotides. Its product is annotated as t-SNARE. The coding region runs from base 1 to 684 and encodes 227 amino acids. Gene Ontology annotation, biological process: intracellular protein transport; macroautophagy; vesicle fusion with Golgi apparatus. Gene Ontology annotation, molecular function: SNARE binding; SNAP receptor activity. Lineage: Eukaryota; Fungi; Ascomycota; Eurotiomycetes; Onygenales; Ajellomycetaceae. The record is from RefSeq and is a predicted model, not a curated record. The transcript has 3 exons. Gene Ontology annotation, cellular component: late endosome membrane; SNARE complex; Golgi apparatus.
AUGGCGAGCCCUCUCGAUGCAGGUGCCGGCUCAGAGCUGUUCAGCAGCUAUGAAGCUGAGCUUAAGUUAGUCCAGGCAGACCUGAACCAGAAACUCGACCAAAUCGCAGAAUACCAGGGAGAGGAAAGGAAGUCAGCCAUAAAACAAGCAGAGAAGUCAUUAGAGGAGGCCACCGAACUAAUAGAUCAAAUGCGGAUAGAGAAAGAGAACAUCCCCUCCGCAGCCCGUUCGAAAGUGAAUGCCCGUUUCCGCAAUUUCGUAACAGACAUCGACGACGUCAAGCGUCAGCUUAAAGCCCUCUCCGAUGACCGCAGAGCGCUCUUUGGCGACCGAUACACAGAUGAGCCCAACGGCGUAAACGACCACCAUCUGGAGCAGAGACAGCAGCUGCUAUCCGGAACUGAACGUCUAGAGCGGAGUUCCGCCCGUCUAAGGGAUAGCCAGAGAGUAGCGCAGGAGACCGAGGAUAUUGGACGGCACACAUUAGCUGAUCUAUACAUCCAACGCCAGACCAUCGAGCACACCCGAGCUGGCUUACUGGAAAGUGAAGGCUACGUGGAUCGCAGCGUAAAGACGCUGAGGGGGAUGGCUCGUAGGAUGGCUACGAAUCGGAUGAUUACUCUCGCCAUCAUAACCGUAUUGGUCCUUCUUAUCGUUGCUGUUAUAUACAGCAAGUUUCACUGAGCGUUCUCUUUUUGGGUAUAUUAUUGCGUCUUAAUUUAGUUUUGGUGUUUUAGGCGAACCGUCUCCUUUUUAUUUAUAUUGUCCGCCCACCUUUCGUUUUUUCUAUUGGUGUUUGUUUGUGAUAUUGAUUUUGUACCAUACGACUAUUCUUUAUUGCUACUACAAUCUCCGGUUUACGUACCGUCUAAGGAGCGGGUCCGAUGGAGACAAUCGGCUGAACGAAUACAAUAAUAUAGCGAUUUCAUUAUAAA